AGACAGAUGAGCGAAUCGAAAGUGAUAAGAUCGAACGCUUCAUCGAUGACAAUAAGGCGCUUAUGCGACGAAUGUACGGCGACUUUGAGAUGAAUCUCGAACCCGGCGGUCCACAAUCGCAAACGAAGAAGCGCAAACGAAGAUUCAUUGAUGAUCCGGACAUUUUCAUACCACCCGGCGCAUUUCCAGCUUUUGUGCCCGACGAUGAAGCCGGCGCAGAACCACACGCUGAGGAAGCGGGCGAAAGUUACUUCGGCAAGCUGCGCAACAAACGACAAAUCAAUCGAAAUGCAAACAAACAAAAUUCUCGUGCAAAUUCGUUUGCGAAUGCGGGACAGAACACAGGAAGAGUGGACGCUUGUGAGUCAAAAGUGGAGAUUGUCACACCAUAUUGGGCCUCAAAUUCGGCGGGUAAAAUACGCGCCAUAGUUAAUACGCAGCAUUUCGAGCAGGCUAUACACCAGGAGGUUUGCUCCACUCCCGCGACAUCGCGCUGUGAUCGCGACUGCGGCUGUGAGCAGAAAUAUAAAUGGCAUCGCCUGCUGGCCUAUGAUCCCGACAAUGACUGCAAGGGCAUUUUCAUGGACUGGUUCCUCUUCCCCUCCUGCUGUGUGUGUAGGUGCAAGCCAUAAGCGCCGCGAGAGUUGGCUGUAUUUUAUGAAACACCAAAACCGAAAUGUUUCCUUUUUGUUUAAUUAUUAAACUUAAGUCAAUUAAGUAUGUAAUUGUACUUUUAAAAACUCACUUAAGUGGCUGACUUGAUAGAGUGUUCGGCGUAAGUAAGUUUUCUUUAAAUUAGAUAAUCAUUUUUCUUAAUUAAUCUUAAUUCGCUCGAUUCGCACACAUUUUAAAAUUAAGUUCUAUGAAAGUAAGUGAUUUGUUUUUAGUUUUAACAGAAAAUUAUUGACUUGCAGGAAAGGCAUAGCUUAUGCAUUUGUUCUAAAGAGCUUUUAAAAGUAUGCAUAAUUUAGCUUAACAUGCAUGUUGAUUCAUGUUAAUAUUUUGAGAA
Rhagoletis zephyria (snowberry fruit fly) is the source of this 1009-nucleotide messenger RNA. RefSeq names its product Spaetzle domain-containing protein 3 (gene spz3). The record is from RefSeq and is a predicted model, not a curated record. Lineage: Eukaryota; Metazoa; Arthropoda; Insecta; Diptera; Tephritidae. Gene Ontology annotation, molecular function: growth factor activity; Toll binding. Gene Ontology annotation, cellular component: extracellular region. Gene Ontology annotation, biological process: innate immune response; central nervous system formation.